CAAUAUACAAUGCUAGACUCGUAAACUAAUUCAUCAUGUCUCUUGUGUCAAAAAGAGUUUUAGCCACCCCAUACUUAGCCUCAGCAUCUGAAGCCUGUAACGAAAUUUUCCAACGAUUUGGGGAUAAGCCGAUAUCCGUUCGAGAGCAGCUAAUUGAUGCUAACCAGGUUCAACUUCUCAGCCUGACACUCGGCCGCCCAAACCUCCAUCGGGGAAUCUCCGUUACCAACACUGCGCCUCGAACUGGAACUCCGAUUCCUCCCGGUUACCAUUUAGUUUACUUCACUCCAACUAUACUAGAAAAUGACUUGGGCCGGGAUGGAACUGAUCGAACGGUUAAUCCACUCUCGCCAUUUACGAGGAGGAUGUGGGCUGGUGGAGAAUUGGAGUGGAAACAGGGACAAGAUGAGUUACUUAGAGUCGGCCAAGUAGUGCAGGAAAUCACGAGAAUGAGGUCAGUGGAACCGAAGAAAUUGAAGAGUGGCGACGAGAUGCUCGUGGUGGGUGUGGAGAAGGCGUACAAAACGGAAAAGGGCGUAGUACUAGUAGAUCGUAGGAACUGGGUCUUCCAGAAAGAAAUCAUAGAUAAGACAAAGCAACAGUCGAAGCCGGAACCAAAGGCCCUACCCGAAGGAAACUUCACGCGUGACUUUCUCCAAACCGAAGUCUCCCUCUUUCGAUUCUCGGCAUUGACUUUUAACGGCCACAAAAUCCAUUACUCGCGCGACUGGUGUCGUGAGGUCGAAGGACAUCGUGACUGCGUGGUUCACGGCCCCUUGAACCUGAUCAACAUGCUUGACCUUUGGCGGGAUACAUCAAGAGGUGCCGCAGAGGGUGCAGUACCGAAACGUGUUGCGUAUAGGGCGAUGAGUCCGCUCUAUGUGGGAGAGCAGUACCGAAUUCUGUUGGAAAAAGAAGCGGCUAAGGAGCAUAUGCCGGGAAGGGAGUGCGAGGGGUGGAAAGCGGAGAUUUGGGAUUUCUAUGGGAAGGUAGCUUUAAAGGGAAGUAUUGUCGAGUAG
Messenger RNA from Lindgomyces ingoldianus, 1019 nucleotides. RefSeq lists its product as uncharacterized. NCBI's taxonomy places the organism in Eukaryota, Fungi, Ascomycota, Dothideomycetes, Pleosporales, Lindgomycetaceae. Gene Ontology annotation, cellular component: mitochondrion. The record is from RefSeq and is a predicted model, not a curated record. Bases 36 to 1019 code for a protein of 327 amino acids. The transcript has 2 exons. Gene Ontology annotation, molecular function: (3R)-hydroxyacyl-[acyl-carrier-protein] dehydratase activity.